AUGGAGGAGACGACGGUUCGAGGAGAAGAUUCAACCGAUAUGAUUUCUGCGAUUCCAGUGAAUGAAGAUUGUGUUGGUGAUUCAAUAAGCAAUGAUCAAGCAGAGUUAAACAUUGACAUUGAUGGCUCGUCUUCAAGUCCAGUUGAUGAAGACUUGGUGGGUGUUGUAGUAAGAAAUGUUGACGAAGCUUUUGAGUUAUAUAAUGGAUAUGCAUACAGAGUUGGUUUUAGUGUGAGGAAAGGCCAACAACGUUAUAAGGCAUCUACUAAGUCAAUUCAGAUGAAGAGGUUCUUCUGUGCUAAGGCUGGGUAUAAGCAGAAACCAAACAGUGGUGUUAAGCUUUAUUCAAAGAUUGAUAUGAGGACUGGAUGUGGUGCAUUUGUUCAAUUUGAUGUGGGGGGUGAUGGGAUGUGGACAGUUACAAAACACUUGAAAGAGCACAAUCACGAGUUAUGUUCAUUUGGCAAGAGUCAUCUGCUUCGGUCGCAUAGAAGAGUGGGAAACAAUCAGCUUGAAUAUUUAAAAGACAUGAAGAGUAGUGGUGUUGCAUUGGCGGAUGGUAUGAGGUUUUUGAAACAUCAGUCAGGGGGUUCUCCAUUGGUUGGCUUUACCAACCGCGAUGCUUACAAUUCGAUGGCUUCUGUGAGUUUGAAGUGUUUGGAUGGAUCUGAUUCCAAUUCUUUGAUUGAGAUAUUCAGGAGGAGGCAAUCUAAUGAGGCUGAUUUCUUUUUUGAUUUCGAAAAUUCGAAGAAGCAUAUCAAGGCAUUGAGGAAUCAUAAGGAUUUUCUGGAUAUGUUCAAUUGUGUGUUGAAAUACACCGAGACUGAAGCUGAAUUUGAGGUUUACUGGACAAGGAUGGUUACAAAAUAUAGUUGUCAUAAGAAUACAUGGCUAGAGAAGCUUUAUGACUGUAGGGAGAAGUGGUGUCCAGCGUUCAACAAGGAUUAUUUCUCCGGGGGUAUUUUAUCUUCGCAAAGGAGUGAAAGCACAAAUCAUGCAAUUUCUAGGAGGCUGUCCAAGACUGCUGGUUUAUGUGAUUUUUAUUCAUCCUUUGUGAGUGUUAUAUCUGAAUGGAGAAGUAAGGAAAAUGGCGAGGAUUUCCGGUGUUCUCAAGGAGUACCCGCCAUGAUGAUGGAUCAUGUGAAACUCCUUUCACAUGCUAGAGAGUGCAAGUAUCACGUGUGGCGACCAGACAUAGAUAUCAUAAGGCAUGAAGUAACCUUUAAGGCAAUCAAUUUGGAUAUAUGCUGUAGUUGCAAGCUGUUUUCAGAAUUGGGAAUACUUUGCUGUCACUGCUUACGUAUACUUCAUGUGCACUGUGUUUCCAGUAUUCCCGAUAAAUACAUUCUAAAAAGAUGGACUAAAAAGGUUGUUGAGGGUAGAAACGUGGACAUUGCAUCUGUGUUUUAUAAUGGUGGUGUCCCUUCUUCAAUUUGGGCUGUUGAGAUUAGUAGGAAAUUUCAAAGGCUUAUUGUUUCUAGCCAAGACAACAGUGUUGCUAGACAAUUCUGUGAUGAAGCCGUUGAGAAUGCAAGGAAAAACAUUGAAGCUGAGAUUGGGGAUGUGAACACUGAGGAGGGUGCUGUGUCUUCGUCAAGUGGUAUUGUCCAAGACCCCUCAAGCCGGAGGGGUAAAGGUGUGAGAAAUAAAAGGAGUAGUAGUGUUAUUGAGAAGAAGUACAAUGCAGCAAGGGGAAGAAAGAGUGCUGCAAACAAGCUUGCUUCAAUUACAAAGGGCUCUGUCCAAUCAUUGGUCUUGGAAAAUAUUUCAGAGAUUGCUCGUGAUGGAUAUCUUGUACAUCCAAGCACCGGGGGUUCACAAUUUGUUCAUUUUAAUAAGAAUGUAGACCACGAUGUAGCUAUAGAUUGA
Messenger RNA from Ipomoea nil (Japanese morning glory), 1869 nucleotides. Its product is annotated as protein FAR-RED IMPAIRED RESPONSE 1-like. Bases 1 to 1869 code for a protein of 622 amino acids. Gene Ontology annotation, biological process: regulation of DNA-templated transcription. NCBI's taxonomy places the organism in Eukaryota, Viridiplantae, Streptophyta, Magnoliopsida, Solanales, Convolvulaceae. The transcript has 6 exons. Gene Ontology annotation, molecular function: zinc ion binding. The record is from RefSeq and is a predicted model, not a curated record.